AUGCCGUUCCUCAACGCCUUCCUACGCGCCACGGGCGCCUUCACCUUCCGCUCCCCGCUGCUGCGCGCCCUCGUGCCCUGCGCCGCCGCCGCCCUCGCCGUGCAGGCCGCCGCCGCCGCGCCCUCCAUCCUCGCCCGCUCCGAGCGCUUCUACGACCUGUCGGGCUCCGUCACCGUCCUCGCCGUCGGCGCCUUGAGCCUGUACCUACCCGCGCUGCGUGCGCGCGCCGCCGCGGCCGGGCUGCCGAGCUUGCUGGACGCCUUCCGGCCGGGCGCGGCGGGCGCGGCGCGGUGGAAUUGGAGGCAGGUUGUGGCGACGGGGUUGGCGAUGAUGUGGACUAUUCGACUCGGCUCCUACCUCUUCAAGCGCAUCCUCUCCUCCGGGGGCAAAGACUCGCGCUUCGACAACAUCCGCGACCGCCCCGCGGCCUUUGCGGCGGCGUUUGGCGCGCAGGCGGCCUGGGUGACGCUCAUGCUGGCCCCCGUCAUUGCCCUCAACGCCGUCGUCCCCGGCGGCGCGACGUUGGCCUCCGCCGCCGCGUCCGCUUCUUCUUCUUCUCGCGCCUUGGUGACCGACGUGCUGGGCCUCGCGGUGUGGGCCCUGGGCUUCGGCUUCGAGGCCGUGGCGGACGCGCAGAAGAGUAGGUGGGUGCGGGAGAAGCGCGACAAGGUGCACGAUGAGGCGUUUAUGACGCGGGGGCUGUUUUCGAAGAGCCGCUUCCCGCACUACUUUGGCGAAAUCACGCUGUGGACGGGCCUGGCGACGUUUUGCGCCGGCGCGCUCGCCACGGCCCCCGCGCAGGCGGCCCUCGGCCUGCGAAGCGUCGGCGGCGGCGCGGCGGGCGUCCUGGCCACGUCGGCGGCGUGCUUCGUCGCGCCGGCCUUUUCGGCGUUUCUGCUGACGCGCGUGUCCGGCAUCCCGAUGAGCGAGGGCAAGUACGACGAGCGGUACGGGCACCGCGCGGACUACCGGGCGUGGAAGCGGGACGUGCCGCGUCUGGUGCCCAAGUUGUGGUAGAGGGAGGGCUGUUGUUGUUGUUGUUGUUUUUGUUGGAGGAGGAGAGAGAGAGAGAGAUGCAUGAAGUGAAUAAAAGAGAGAGAGGGGGGGGUAUACAGAGAGAGAAUGGGAGAUGUUGGUAAUUGGUGAUGGAGUCGGGAUGUCAGAAGCAUGUAUCCAAUUUUUUUUUGGGUUGAUAUAUUCUGCCUUGUCCAACGAAUUACAGUAGCCCCGUCGUCAUCGUCGUUGGGUGAU
This is a messenger RNA of Purpureocillium takamizusanense, 1251 nucleotides long. RefSeq lists its product as uncharacterized. The record is from RefSeq and is a predicted model, not a curated record. The coding region runs from base 1 to 1017 and encodes 338 amino acids. Gene Ontology annotation, molecular function: oxidoreductase activity, acting on the CH-CH group of donors. Gene Ontology annotation, cellular component: membrane. NCBI's taxonomy places the organism in Eukaryota, Fungi, Ascomycota, Sordariomycetes, Hypocreales, Ophiocordycipitaceae. Gene Ontology annotation, biological process: lipid metabolic process. The transcript has 3 exons.